Helobdella robusta is the source of this 1677-nucleotide messenger RNA. RefSeq lists its product as hypothetical. Lineage: Eukaryota; Metazoa; Annelida; Clitellata; Rhynchobdellida; Glossiphoniidae. The transcript has 3 exons. Gene Ontology annotation, molecular function: nucleic acid binding. Bases 1 to 1677 code for a protein of 558 amino acids. The record is from RefSeq and is a predicted model, not a curated record.
AUGGACAUGGAAAACUUUGAUGUUGAAAAAUAUCGGACAGCACACGAAAGUGACACGGACUGGAAAAUUAGGCGAGCGUUCAUGCUGUCGAACUGUGAAUAUUUGAACGAGAGCCAGCUUGUAUGCCUCGCAAAUUGUUAUGUCAACGUCAAUCAUUAUGGCUGCUCGUACCCAGAAGGUGUGAUGAAGCAACUUACUUACUACGAAGCUAACAUCAAUCAAGACUUGAUAAGAAGCUAUAAAAAAGCACACUCAAACUUCCCAAAGAAUGAGAAAUCGACAGAAGGACCACUUCACAGGGAAAGCUGGAAGGUUGCAGCAGGUCGACCUCAGUUCCUAAAUGACCAGGACAAAUCUUUUGACUCUCAGCCAGCUGAAACUUGCAGUUCACAUUCUAAAUUCAGGCAAGUAGAUGGCAGUUUUUUCAAAUUAUAUAAAACGUUUCAAGAAUUAAAUACUACCGCUAAUAAUAAUACCAAUGACGCUAAAAACGAUUCUUCAAAUUUUAUGAGUAAUUUUAAAAUUGCAAUGGAUAAAUGUAAGAUGGUAGGAGAAUCCAAAUAUGAGACACUGCUCAACAAAUCAUUUAACUGUAAAUUUUAUAUUAAUUCAAUACUUGUGGGGGAAGCAAAUGCGAAUAAUAAAAAGCAAGCAAGAAUACAUGCUUAUGAAAAUGCUUUUGAAUUACUAAAGAAACCAUCAUUAGCAGUUGAGGAAGUUACUGCUGGUGAUCAUUGUGAACAACACUUGGUUGCAGUAAAUGAUUUAGAUGCAGUUGAGGCAAAUAAUUUUGAUUCGUUUAAUGAGAAAAAGAACGUCAUCAAUGAUUCCAUGUCAAUGAGUAUCACAGCAAUGAGUAUCACAGAGCCUCUCACAGAUCUGCUCGGAGAUUUCAUUGUUUGCAAGCCACUUUCAUCUGAAUCAAACCCAAAAUCUAUUCUAUUACACUCUGCCUCACUAAACAAUGCUCAUUUAUUAUUUCAAGAAGAUUAUCUAAUAGAACAUAAACAGUUUUCUUGUGCUGUGCUCUUAAACAAAAGAAUGUUAUCAAAAUGUCUAGCAAAUACAAAAUCAGAUGCAAGUAAUAUGGCAGCCAAUUUAGCUCUAGAAGUCCUUGAAAAACAUUGUUAUGUCGUUGUUGUGAAACAAAACUGUGAUGCUGAUGAUGACGAUGUUGUCUGUAAAACUUCAUUGAUGGGAAAUCAGAAUAAUGCUAUUCCCGGCUCUCUCAAACCCAUUCCAGAAUCAAACAUUGGUAACAAGUUACUGAAGAAGAUGGGAUGGACAGGUGGUGGAGUUGGAAAGGUGGGCAAUGAAGGUAUCGAGAAUCCAAUCAGUUUGGAGUCGGUCAUCAAUAGGACCGGUCUCGGGUUUAUUGAUAAAAAUGUUUGUGAUGGUUUCAUUAAAGAAAUAAAUAAAGUUGUUGAAGAAUUUUUAGCAUCUGGUAAGAAACAGGAUCUAGUUUUUGGUACUGAUUUCUCGAAGGAAGAGAGAGUAAUUAUUCAUUCAGUUGGACUCAAAUUUCAUCUCAAAUCGAAGAGUCACGGACAAGAACCUGACAGGUAUUUAGUUUUAAGUAGGAAAAGAACAGCCUUAGAAUUAUUCGAACAUAUAAUUGCCAGCGGCGGGGAAACUAUGAAGUACCGUCUCAUCGCGCCAUCUAUUAACGACAAUUGA